UCCCCUGCAGGUCCUGUGCCAAGGAGUGAGUGUGUGCUAUCUCCUGUUAACAGUUCGCACCCAGUCCACGCCCUAUUGGAGAGUUUCACAGUCUUGUCUGGCUGUGCAAGCCGAGGCACAACAGGCCUACCACAAGAGGUGCACGUCCUCAAUCUUAGAAAUCCUGAGGAAGGUCUUGACCAUCAUGAAAGAGAGGUCACAUUACACUUGACUCCAAUUUCAUCAGUGCAUAUUCACCAGAAGCCUCUGGUGUUUCUUCUCAACUCGCCUUUGCCUCUGGUCUGGAAGCUAAAAACGGAAAGACUGGCACCUGGAAUCCGCAGAGUUUUCUUUGUGUCUUCAGGUUCCAUUGUUUGGUUCGAGAAGGGAAAUUUCUCUUUGUCAGCAGAAAUGGAAGAAAAGAAUUUUCCUGAGAGAAACGAACAUCUGUUACAGUGGGCCCAGAAGGAAUAUGGAGCAGUAACGUCUUUCACCGAACUCAAAAUAUCAAGAAACAUCUAUAUUAAAGUAGGAGAAGAUCAAGUUUUUCCUCCCACGUGCAACAUAGAAAAGAAUUUUCUCUCUUUAAAUUACCUUGCUGGAUACCUACAGCCAAAAAGAGCAGAGGGGUGCCUAAUUUCUAACUUGGCCCAAGAAAGGGAAGUUCACAUAAUUGAACUAAUCACUCCAAAUUCCAAUCCAUACAGUGCUUUCCAGGUGGAUAUAAUCGUUGACAUUAAACCAUCUCAACCUGGCGCCAAACUUGACAGAAAUGUCGUACUUAUCCUCAAGUGUAAGAAAUCGGUCAACUGGGUUAUCAAGUCACAUGAUGUCCAAGGAAAGCUGGAAGUCAUUACGUCAAAUAGUAUUGGUUUUGGAAAGGAAACAGAACGAUCCAUGGCUAUGAGUAAAUCAGUAAUACCCAAUAUUCCUUCAUCACAUGAGAGUUUGAUCAAGUGGGCAUAUGAGCAUAAAUAUAGUCCAGUUACUUCCUAUACAAAAGCCCCUGUAGCUAACAGAUUUCAUCUGCAACUUGAACAUACAGAAGAGAUGAAUGAUGAAGAAGACCAUUCUCUUCCUCCAGAGCUUACAGAAUUGCUGCAUGGCGCGAAGAAUCCUGCAUUAAGUGAUGGCCUGACUUUUCCUUUUCACAUUAAUAGAGGAGGACAUGACACAGGGGGAGAAGGAAUUUUCCCAUCCAGGGAUUCAGUGGAUACUUUAAUUAAUCAUGACUUUGAGCAUUCCCUCUCAAAACACAAAGAACCUGAAGAAGUUCAAGGCAGUGCUGAUGUAGCCCUGUCAAUAAAGUGUGAUGACAAAGUCAUGACAGUGGCUGUAGAAAAAGACUCUCUGCAGGCAAGCGGCUACACAAGAACUGAACUCUCAUUGCUGGAUCACUCUUGCAAAGCCAGGAUGAAUGGUACCCAUUUCAUUCUGGAGUCUUUGCCGAACAAAUGUGGGACUCGGACAUCAUAUAUCUUGGACAAGAUUGUUUAUUUUAACUCUAUUGUUAUUCAGCUAUCCUCACCAGCAGAAGGCAGCAGCUUUGAUGAUGAUGACAUGGAAUCAGGUGAUAAUGGAUUUCCAGGGGAUGCUGACGAGGGAGAUGUUACUUUCUCAAGCUGGCCUGAAAUAGCGUUUAAUUGCACACUGCAUCAGCCAGAGAAAGACUUUUUUAAUCCUGCCAUGUUCUGGCCUCCUGAGCCACACAUCACUAACGUGACCUUCAACAUGGAGCUCUACAAAACAGAUCUGUUCCUUGCUCCCUCCCAAGGACUCUUCUCUGUUGCUGAAAAUGGGCCAAUAUAUGUAGAGGUAACAAACUGAAAAAGGCUUUCAAGC
Molecule: messenger RNA, 1821 nt
Organism: Meleagris gallopavo (turkey)
Lineage: Eukaryota; Metazoa; Chordata; Aves; Galliformes; Phasianidae
Source: RefSeq, a predicted model, not a curated record